Messenger RNA from Echinops telfairi (small Madagascar hedgehog), 4083 nucleotides. It is a transcript of the gene MYO6, whose product is annotated as myosin VI. Gene Ontology annotation, cellular component: myosin complex; actin cytoskeleton; endocytic vesicle. Gene Ontology annotation, biological process: endocytosis; vesicle transport along actin filament; actin filament organization. The transcript is spliced from 36 exons. Bases 202 to 4083 code for a protein of 1293 amino acids. The record is from RefSeq and is a predicted model, not a curated record. Gene Ontology annotation, molecular function: microfilament motor activity; ATP binding; actin filament binding. NCBI's taxonomy places the organism in Eukaryota, Metazoa, Chordata, Mammalia, Afrosoricida, Tenrecidae.
GGGAUCUGUCCGAGCAGGAAGCGAGCAGGAUCCUGGCCACCGCUGUCACCUCCCGCACCCUGUGCCGCCCGUGUCGUCAUUCCUCCCUCCUCCUCGUCACCUCUCACCCACGCCCCCAGGUCUCACUGGCGACAGGUAACCCCGGUGCCGCACACCUGCCUCUCCGCCCGCACCGGAGAUAGUGGAUAGCCUUCUUCAACAAUGGAGGAUGGAAAGCCCGUUUGGGCGCCACACCCUACGGAUGGAUUCCAGAUGGGCAAUAUUGUGGAUAUUGGUCCCGACAGCUUGACAAUUGAACCCUUGAACCAGAAAGGAAAGACAUUUUUGGCUCUUAUAAACCAAGUGUUCCCUGCAGAAGAGGACAGUAAAAAGGAUGUUGAAGAUAACUGUUCAUUGAUGUAUUUAAAUGAAGCCACACUUCUCCAUAAUAUCAAAGUUCGGUAUAGUAAAGACAGAAUUUAUACAUAUGUCGCCAACAUUUUGAUUGCAGUGAACCCAUAUUUUGACAUACCUAAAAUAUAUUCUUCAGAAACAAUAAAGUCAUAUCAAGGAAAGUCUCUUGGCACGAUGCCACCUCAUGUCUUUGCAAUUGCUGAUAAGGCUUUUCGAGACAUGAAGGUCCUCAAGAUGAGCCAGUCUAUCAUUGUAUCUGGAGAAUCAGGAGCUGGCAAAACAGAAAAUACAAAAUUUGUUCUAAGAUAUCUGACUGAAUCCUAUGGAACAGGUCAAGAUAUUGAUGACCGAAUUGUUGAAGCCAAUCCACUCUUAGAAGCCUUUGGAAAUGCAAAGACUGUUCGAAACAACAAUAGCAGUCGAUUUGGAAAAUUUGUGGAAAUACAUUUCAAUGAAAAGAGUUCAGUUGUUGGAGGAUUUGUUUCACAUUAUCUUCUAGAGAAAUCUAGGAUCUGUGUUCAAGGCAAAGAGGAAAGGAAUUACCAUAUCUUUUAUAGGCUGUGUGCUGGUGCUUCUGAAGACAUUAGGGAAAAACUUCAUUUGAGCUCCCCAGAUAAUUUUCGGUAUUUAAACCGAGGCUGCACUAGAUAUUUUGCUAACAAAGAAACUGACAAACAGAUUUUACAGAACCGCAAAAGUCCUGAGCAUCUUAAGGCAGGCGCCUUGAAAGACCCUCUGCUGGACGACCAUGGGGAUUUCAUUCGGAUGUGCACAGCCAUGAAGAAGAUCGGUUUGGGUGAUGAAGAAAAGCUUGAUCUGUUUCGCGUAGUAGCUGGUGUCCUGCACCUGGGAAAUAUUGAUUUUGAGGAAGCCGGCAGCACUUCAGGUGGUUGUAAUCUGAAGAAUAAAUCUACCCAGUCAUUGGAAUAUUGUGCCGAGUUACUGGGCUUGGACCAAGAUGAUCUUCGUGUGAGUUUAACCACGAGAGUCAUGCUUACAACAGCAGGGGGCACUAAAGGAACAGUUAUAAAGGUGCCCUUGAAAGUGGAGCAAGCAAACAAUGCCCGUGAUGCUUUGGCAAAGACAGUCUACAGCCAUCUCUUUGAUCAUGUGGUAAACAGAGUAAAUCAGUGCUUCCCUUUCGAAACAUCAUCCUAUUUUAUUGGAGUUCUAGAUAUUGCUGGAUUUGAGUACUUUGAACAUAACAGUUUUGAACAAUUUUGCAUCAACUAUUGCAAUGAAAAACUUCAACAAUUUUUUAAUGAAAGGAUUCUGAAGGAGGAACAAGAACUCUAUCAGAAAGAAGGCCUAGGUGUUAAUGAAGUACAUUAUGUCGAUAACCAGGACUGUAUAGAUUUAAUUGAAGCAAAGUUAGUGGGAAUAUUGGAUAUUUUGGAUGAAGAAAACCGCCUUCCCCAGCCAAGUGACCAACACUUUACAUCUGCAGUUCACCAGAAGCAUAAGGAUCACUUCCGGCUCACUAUUCCCAGGAAAUCUAAACUGGCAGUCCACAGGAAUAUUAGAGAUGAUGAAGGCUUCAUUAUCAGACAUUUUGCAGGAGCAGUGUGCUACGAAACAACCCAGUUUGUUGAGAAGAAUAAUGAUGCCCUACACAUGUCUCUUGAGUCCUUAAUAUGUGAAUCCAGAGAUAAGUUUAUUCGAGAAUUGUUUGAGUCAUCCACAAAUAACAACAAAGAUACUAAACAAAAAGCAGGAAAACUCAGUUUCAUCAGUGUGGGAAACAAGUUUAAGACACAGUUAAAUUUGCUUCUGGAUAAACUUCGAAGUACUGGAGCAAGCUUUAUUCGUUGCAUCAAACCCAAUUUAAAAAUGACAAGCCAUCACUUUGAAGGCGCUCAAAUUUUGUCUCAACUUCAAUGCUCAGGUAUGGUGUCUGUUUUGGACUUGAUGCAGGGUGGUUUUCCCUCACGAGCUUCAUUUCAUGAACUCUAUAACAUGUAUAAAAAAUACAUGCCAGACAAGCUUGCAAGAUUGGACCCGAGACUAUUUUGUAAGGCUCUUUUUAAAGCUUUGGGCUUAAAUGAAGUUGACUAUAAGUUUGGGUUAACAAAAGUAUUUUUUCGACCUGGCAAGUUUGCAGAAUUUGAUCAGAUUAUGAAGUCUGACCCUGACCACUUAGCAGAAUUGGUGAAGAGAGUCAAUCACUGGCUGAUCUGCAGUCGCUGGAAGAAAGUCCAGUGGUGCUCCCUCUCAGUCAUCAAAUUGACAAACAAAAUAAAAUAUCGAGCGGAAGCCUGUAUCAAAAUGCAGAAAACGAUUCGAAUGUGGCUUUGCAAGAGGAGACACAAACCUCGCAUCGAUGGCCUGGUGAAGGUGGGCACACUGAAAAAGCGACUUGAUAAAUUUAACGAAGUAGUAAGUGCAUUGAAAGAUGGGAAACCAGAAGUGAAUAAACAAGUCAAGAAUCUUGAAAUUUCUAUUGAUGCUCUGAUGGCCAAAAUUAAGUCCACUAUGAUGACCAGGGAACAAAUACAGAAAGAGUACGACGCACUAGUUAAAAGCUCAGAGGACCUCCUGAGUGCACUGCAGAAGAAAAAACAGCAGGAAGAGGAGGCAGAACGGUUGAGACGUAUUCAGGAAGAAAUGGAAAAGGAAAGAAAGAGGCGUGAAGAGGAAGAGCAGCGCCGGAGGAAGGAAGAGGAGGAGAGGCGGAUGAAACUUGAGAUGGAAGCAAAGAGAAAACAAGAAGAAGAAGAGAGAAAGAAAAGGGAAGAUGAUGAAAAACGUAUUCAGGCUGAAGUGGAGGAGCAGCUGGCCAGACAGCGGGAGGAGGAAUCUCAGCAGCAGGCCGUUCUGGAACAGGAGCGGCGGGACCGGGAGCUGGCCCUGCGGAUCGCGCAGAGUGAAUCGGAGCUCAUCACUGAUGAAGGCCAGGCCGACCCAGCACUGCGGAGCUUGGAUUCUCAUCCUGUAAUUUCUAAAAAUGAUGGAGCAAGACCCAAAAUGACCCCGGAACAAAUGGCCAAAGAAAUGUCAGAAAUUUUGAAUAGAGGUCCUGCUGUACAAGCUACCAAAGCAGCUGCUGGUACCAAGAAGCAUGACCUGAGUAAAUGGAAAUAUGCAGAGCUGCGUGAUACCAUCAACACUUCUUGUGAUAUUGAGCUCCUGGCAGCUUGCAGAGAAGAAUUUCAUAGGAGACUAAAAGUGUAUCAUGCUUGGAAGUCCAAGAACAAGAAGAGAAAUACCGAGACAGAGCAACGUGCUCCAAAGUCUGUUACUGACUAUGAUUUUGCACCAUUUUUGAACAAUUCACCUCAGCAGAACCCAACCGCUCAGCUCCCUGCCAGGCAGCAGAUUGAAAUGAACCGGCAGCAGCGCUUCUUCCGCAUCCCCUUCAUCCGCCCUGCUGACCAGUACAAAGACCCGCAGAGCAAGAAGAAAGGCUGGUGGUAUGCCCAUUUUGAUGGGCCUUGGAUUGCCCGCCAAAUGGAACUCCAUCCUGACAAACCACCCAUCCUUCUGGUGGCUGGCAAGGAUGACAUGGAGAUGUGCGAGCUCAGUCUCGAAGAAACAGGCCUCACUCGGAAGCGCGGGGCCGAGAUUUUGCCAAGACAGUUUGAAGAAAUUUGGGAGCGCUGUGGAGGAAUCCAGUAUCUUCAGAAUGCGAUCGAGAGCAGGCAGGCAAGGCCCACCUAUGCCACGGCCAUGCUGCAGAAUCUGUUAAAGUAA